GGCAGGACCGACGCCGCCCUCGCCCCCGUGUGAAGCUAAACAAGACCCGCAGAGCAAUCGCGAGAUUGGGAGAAAGCAAUCGGAGGGAUCGAAGAUCGUCGCGGGACACUAACUGGAUGGUCGUCGAGCGAGUCGACUUUGAAAAUCGAGAAAAGAUCAAACUCGAGCGAAGGGCAUUUCUUUCAAAGGGCCGAUUUAGAAAAGAGAUAGAGAGAGAGAGAGAUCGGCAAAGAGAAGAAAGGUUCAAGCAAAAGAGAAAAUUGAUGCAGAUAAUAUUUCCGUAGUUGAGAAUAGUCGAGCAGUCCAUCUAGUGGCUCUGGAUUUAUACAAUAUGACAGAAUAAUUUUAUCAAGUACAGAAUGCACUGAAUACAUGAUGAUUGUGAGAAUCGAAUUGAUCGCGUAGAAAGAAGGCAACAACAGAAAAUAAUAAAAAGAGUAAAUUAUACGCGGAGAGUAUCAUUUUACGAAAUAUGAAAAUACACGAAGCGAUUGUAAGAAUGAGAGUUGAAUAGUUUGAAAAAAAGAAUGUAAAUAUAUUAUCAGAAACAAGCUUUGAAAAAAAAGAGUCUAAUCGCGAGAAAAGAACCUACUGGACAAAACAAACGUGCCACUGCCAGAAUGUCAUCGUCGACGAAAAUUAAAGAUGCCAGGCAUUACAUCAGGCUGUCAUCGCAAAUUAAAGAACGUGCUCUAAUACUUUGAAGAAAACACGAAGAGAGUUGAAAAGAAAAAGAGAAGCGAUUACGAAGGAAAAAGGAGCGUAUAAUCAAGAAAUAUCACGCUAUUGAAAAGCGGAUAAUAAUUGCCGACUAAAAAAGGUUCGAUCGACUUCUCGGCGGGAAAGUCCAAGGGAUCGCGGCAAGUUAUUUCAUCAGCGGCGAGCCUUGAAACGCCGAUCGAUCAUUCGAAGGAUAGCAACCUACCUCGCAAACCCUUCGAGAUACGUGAACGCCCUUGGCCCGAAUCGCGCCAUUAACAAACUCGAAAAAGCAACGAGCUUUUCUCUGCAUAUUCACUGCGAAUUGAAUGUUUACGCAAUAGGCGUUUAGAUUACCAAGCUGGGGCAAUCGCGCUUUGUCUCCGUGCGAUUCUCAACCGCACCCAACCAGUACAAAUCUCUUCCGCAGAUUUUCACUGACUAAUCCGAUUCUCCGAACAGUCCGCAGCUUACUUGGCAAGGAAAUUCCAAUUAAAGUUGUAAUCGUUCGACUUGCCGUACCGGCCCAUACCCGGUACAAGAUCACGUGAUCCGCGAGCGAAAUCAAGAAUAUCGCCGUUUAAUCCGCAUUUCACUCUCGAACAUUCAGUAACGUCAUGUACCUCGUAAUCUAAUAUACCUGAGCAAAGUAAUAUGAGCGGCGCGCGGAGUUCUCUCGGCGAUGAUUUAACUGAGAUUAAUGUGAAGCAAACCCAUGAAGCUCAUAACGAAGAUAGAGCUUAAGCAUCUGUCAUUUCUGGAUCCUCCUGGAUCUCUCAAAUACCGAACCAAAAAAGUACAUUUACGACGAAUAGGACGCAACGUUGUAAUAAUUUGUCAUAUCUUAUCAGUAAGGAUAAUUUUUUUAAAUUCAUAAGAUUAACAAGAUUAUAAUAAAUCCAUGGAUGAAAUUCUCCAAGAUGAAAUUGAAACAACUGCAUAAUGAGAUAUACCUGAUCAAUUUGAGUAUUCUAUAAUUAUUUGAAUAAAUGCGAAUAAACAUUAUUAGAUUACAAAGUACAUUGCGGAAAAUUUUUCAUAGCGGAGAAAUCGCAUGAAAAUAAACUGCUACUAGAGAUCGUAGUAAGACGUGACAGAUGAGGCGUGCUGAAAGUUCGCCACAAGUGAAAACGCGUAAAGAAGCCUAAGAAGCAUGCUCGUUGACAGCCGUGUCGAUAACCCCGAAAAUCGAUCCAUCAGUCGUAAUCACGAUACCUGCUCCCUCACGUAUAUUUAAUGUAACCUUCCAUUUGUGCGAGGCAGUGAACGUGACAUCUCAUAGAAACGAGCAUGAGAGGAAUACGUGCUCUCUCUCGAGUUAGCUGGCCAUAAUCUUCGAAACGUGAACUUUGACGUGAAAGAUGAAAAGCUUUUUCGUGGAAUACUUGCUCAACGAAAAGGCAUUUUAAAAAUCUCCAACUUGUGUCUUCUGCUACGGAGAAGCUACGUUAUUAUAAUCUCAUCGCCUGAAAAGUCUGGGAAUAGAAACAUCUAUCUUUUUUUUUUAGAUACCGAACUAUGACGUUUAAAGCAUUAUUAAUUUUUAAAACAUUAUUAACCAUUAGAAAUUUGAAGAUUCUGCGUGAGAUUUGAGGAAAAAUAAACUCGAGACUCACAUUUGAAACACUUAUGUUGUUAAUUACCACGUCUGAAUGAAUAUUUCAUCACAAAGGAAGCAAGGAGAAAUUUCCACGAUUCGUUAUUGUAGCAACUGUAUAAACUUGUUGCGAAUAUAAAUUGAAUCUUAGAAAUGAGACGUUAAAAAAAAAAGCAGAUUAAUGAUGUUGGUUAAGAAACAUACCGCGUUUCCGUUAUCUGCACCAGCGGAAACAUCGUAUCUUUGAAGCCAACGAGAUGUGUUUAUUCGGAAUCGUGACAAGAAAUUUAAAAUUGAACUUGCCUGGAAACAAUGCGUCAUUGUUAAUGCAAUCAGCUUAAUUAUUAUAGGCUGCCGCAAACACCGACGCCAUUCAUUUCAUUUUUACGCUUUGAAGCAUUCUUUAUGACAAAUAUUUCGGAGUGUGUUGAAAAAAUAAUAAAAGAUAAAGGUGUUGAAAAACUACGCAGUGGAAACUUGGCUGAAACUGGAGCAGGAAACUUAAUCGAUGCAACGCGAAGCGCGGAGGAAAGUACACGAAUAGCUCGAGUGGCUUGAUGCGCGGCGAUAUAUAUAUGUUACAUCAGUUCCUAUGUUUUCUGCGCGGAAGAACUACGGGGAUAGGUUGUAAAAUUUACGACGAAGAAAUACUGCGGCUGGAAAUCGCCUCGAGAGGAAACGUGCGCCCGUAAAAAUUGUACAGUGCGAAGCACGAAAGAAUACAGCGCAUUGGAAAGAGAGCAGAAAUUAUCACGCGGUACUUGUGCAUCUUCGCGUCUCUCGAUAAAAAGGACUGCAAUAAGGAAGUAACAAAAAAAAAAAAAAAGAAAAAAGAAAAGAAAGAGAAGAUUGAUAGUAAAAGAAAACGGUAGUGGGUCACAGCUGUCAGAGACAGCGUCGUGGAAUCUCUCUCCGAAUCAGUGCCCGAUUAAGCCAGAGAGUGGAAGUGCCAGAGGAGGGCUCGACGGCGCGCAAGAGCGGCCUUGUAUGCGGCCUCGUACGCCGAUUGAGCAGUGGCGGUAGUCGAUCGCGUCACCCCGUGAUCGCCUCGUGCGACGAGAGAAACGGGGGUCUGAGAAGGGAGUGCGGGCCCGUCAGGCCCGGCGGUAGCGGCGACAAGACGAGUCCCAGCGGCGAUUGCGCCCUCGUAACCGGGGAGCAAUUGGUGGUGAGAACCGAUAGCACCACGGUGUCCGCAUCCGCAGGGACCCCCCCUGGCCGCGGUACCCCGAGCCGACGGCCCAGUCGCGAUCUAAGCCCCUCGAAGAAGUCGGCGACCGGCCAGCAGGAUGCGGUGGCCAGCCACGGGGGCGGAGGUGGUGCCGGUACCGCGUCGUCGUCGUCCGGUGGUACUGGGCAAGAUUGGCGGAAGCUAGUCGGCAGCAUAAGGCGCAAGGUGCGCCGCAAGACCGCUCAGAAUAGUUCCAGCAUAUCUGAGGCCGCUCUGCAGGAAACGACUAAUCGUAAUCAGGAUGACUUCCUUAAGGCCGCCAUGAGGAUCUUCCUGGUGGUGUCGCCGCCGAUGGGACGUGUUCAGGUGCGUUCAAGAUCGCUGACCCAGCUGGAUGCUCUCAGCAGCAGUAUGUUGGACACGGGGGAGCAUCAUCUGGAAAGUGAUUCCUCGCAACAGCAACCCCAUCAUCUGCACCAGCAUCAGCAACCCCAUCAGCUGCAACACCAUCCCCUCAGUAUCGAGUGCAAUCGAUUUCUCGCACCGGGCGCAGCACCCGUCGAGAUUGUACACCCCAAUCGUACCAGGCACAAACUUUCGCGAUCUCAGGUGUCCAGUAACGAAUACUUCAGUGUCAGUUUUGAGGUAGGCGACGACAUCGCCGCAGCUUCCUUCGAACGCGAGGAAUUUCUGCCAGCUACGAGGGGAACUUACCUGGUGGAUGUACUGAAUCCAGUCUGUGAGCGUCGCGGCAUCGAUUUAUCGCGCGUCGAAGUUCUGGACAGCUCAUCGACGCCGUUAUCUCUGCUGACGACGGACGCUUCUACACUUGGUGGAAAGCAUCUACGAGUAACUUUUAAGGAUGAAAGAUCGAAUUCUCGAACGUCGAGUCAAAGAGGAAACCAGAAUGUACCAUUGCGGAAAACCAGUGGAAAUUAUCGAAGUCGAAGCGGUCGUUUCUUCAGCGUUUCCACCGAAGAUACGAACGUCGAUUCCGAGGUUGGUGGUGCCUGCGCGACACUUGCUUCUGGUCGGAGUUCCGCUGGGGCUGCGGGACUUAAAACCAGUAAGCAACGCUGGAGCGGGUUCUUCACCAACACCAAAGGUAUCAAGAUGGACCUCUUAACUGCCCAAUUGGACGAGUACAACAAACACGGCGUGCCGAAACCCGCGAAUAUUCAUUUUCAAUGUGAUCAUACGAUCAACGAAGAAGCACUCUAUAGUUUAGAGGAUGACUGGCGCAACAUCGUCGAGAAUUCUCACCUACUCUCGGAGAAACAAACACAGCAACAAACCGCUCUCUGGGAGUUGGCCGAAACCGAAGUGGCUUACAUUAAAACGUUAAAGGUCGUAACCGAUCUCUUCAUGGCGUGCCUCUGUAGCCUGCAGGCCUCGAAUAUCCUGAACGAGGUCGAUAGGUCAAAGCUCUUCAGCAAUAUACCCGAUAUCUACGCCGCUAAUCGCUACUUUUGGACUGAGUAUCUGCUCACGAUGGUGAAUGCGUCGAGAUCGAGCGGACAACCGCUCGAUCCCGGUCAUCUUCUGCUGGGCUUCGAAACUUUCGAGCAGACGUUCGCGCCUUACACGAGAUAUUGCGCCGAGCAAAGCAAGUGUCAGCAAUAUUGUAAGGAUCGGCUGAAUGAUAAUCAGCUUUUCACGGCGUAUCUAGUGUGGUGCGAAACGCAAAAGGAUUGCAACCGACUAAAACUUAUGGACAUACUAGUAAUGCCGAUGCAGAGGUUGACUAGAUAUUCGCUUCUGCUCAAAGCCGUUUAUAAAAAUACAGAAAACGAGGAACAACGUACGGAAUUAGUCCAUAUGAUUAAAUCUGUCGACGGUUUCGUGGCGUCCGUGAAUGCGGCCCUGAGGAGAAACGAGGAGGCUGCUCAGCUGGACAGCGCAGCCUCCCGUCUAGAAAGUUACGACGUUGUCGAAUCUAAAGGGCUCGAUGAGGAGGUGGAAAAACUAAUAAAACUGUACAGCAAUCUCGACAUUACCACGGUGCCGAUGCCCGGAUGCCCAAAGGACAGCUUAAGAACUCUUCUUCGAGAAGGAGAUUUGAAACUAAGAGAUGCCACCAGCAAGAUGGAAGUGCACGUGCUAUUAUUGACGGAUAUGCUGUUGAUUUGUAAACCUACAACGAAAAAAAUGUUCAAGAUCAUUAGGCAACCGUAUGUUGUCGAACGCAUACGAAUACACGAGGUCAAAGAACCAUCCAGUCUGGGAUUGGUUUAUCUUAACGAGUACGGGACAGUUUCGGCCGCUUUAAUCCUCAGCGCCGGUGACCCGAAACUAGCCAAGUCGUGGAUGGAGUCCUUAAGACACGCCCAACAACAAUUCGCAUUGAUGAAAGUACCGUCGCUCGGUACCGAGCCAGCAAUGAAUCUGGCAACUGUCAGCAGACAACCGAGUACAUUGGGUGAUGGCGAUUUCGAGGUAGAAGAAUGCGAGGGGAACUUUCCAAGAACUCCGCGUGGCAGUAGCAGAGCCUCGCAUGUUAGCAGUCUCGCUCAUAGCCAUAGCGGUAGUAUGGAAAUGGAAGGCGUGUCUCCGGGAAGCAGCAGUUUUCUUCCCAGUUAUAAUCCGAGCAGAAACGUCAGCGUGGAGACAAACGAACAACCGCGAGCAUCGAGUUCGUUGUCAUCGGAAGAGGGUGGCGAAUCUAGUUCCGGGCAUAAUCACAAAUUGCACAUAAGACGUUCGUUAUUGGGUAAAUCCCCGACACCGAACACGUUGAGUGUCCACGUACCGUAUUCGGGUCUGGGUCAAUCGCUACCAAAUUUGACGCUGGCCACCUCACCACAAACUUCCACUGUGUCGCCGACACCACCGAACUCUUUACUCAUCGUGCCACAGAUGACAAAGAGCAAGGAUACUCUGCUCUCACCAGGACACCGAGGUAGUAUAUCCUACCCACCGCCGUCACCGCCACGAGGUGCUCUUAGACGAGCAUUCGCGUUACCGCAAUCCCGAAAUCCGCCCUUGAUUAAAACAAGGCAUGUGAAUGCAUCCCUGACACAACCGGUGAUGCAGGCAACCACGAUAGGCAACUCCGACACUGAAGUUAUCGAGGAAAGACGGAGAAGGUUAGAUCCUUCGCAGAGAGUGCCGUCGACGAGUAGCGUCGUCGAAGAAAAGAAAUGACCUGCGAAUUGAUCUGCAAGAAGAAUUUCCGAAAGAAUGUAUGGUAUGGAUCACACCGCCGACAUAGAUGUACGUGAUAUGAAACGCUCGACGCGGAUAUACGUGAUAUGUAAUACUCGACGAGAUGCAUUCUUCUCUUUGACUCUAUGUGUGAGUGCUGCACACACUUUCACAUAGAAAAAAAAUUCGAGGAGCAUUGAUCUUCGAGAAUUGAUUGUCUCGCACUCUCUGGAAUUCUAUCUGGAAACGUAUCAAGCAAUUUUACAAUCGAUUGGGGCCAUUCGAAAUCAACGUGAAGUUUGUACCACGACCGUAAUGCUACUUUAUCUCGUUAUCCUUAUAUAGUAGAUGUUUCUUUAUAAUAUUUAUCCAAGUCUGAGUUGUUUAUGUUUAAUAUCGCAUUGCGGUGUUGAUCGCAUGCAAUAUUCAACAUUCAGACGAUUUAAACUUUUAAUCGACGAACAAAAAGGCCUACUUAGCAUAAUUACAUUAAGAUUACAUAGUGAGUGUGUAGGGCCGUCGUUGACAUUUAAGACGCCUUUAUAAAAAAAUUUAUUUAACAUUUUAGCGAAGAAAAAAUUUUUUUAGAGGAUGAGAAAUCGACAUUUAUCGAAAUCAUGGAAAUACAAUUUGGCUCAUCCAAUAUUUUCUAAUGUUCAAAGAAAGAAUUUCAAGUACAAUUGCCUUUUUCAGGUUCAACGAAUAAAUUAGUGAAGUAACACUAAAAUAUAGAAAGAUGUCCAAAAUAUUUUAAGAUAAAAGAAAUUUAAAACAACUUUAUUCUUGUGUUUAUUCUAAAAAAAAGAAAAGAAAAAAACACUUUAGAUUGACAUGCCGAAUUUGACGUUUAAGACACGCUUCUCUGAAACUGUUAUUAAAUAAAAUAAUAUGAUAUCAAAUUUGUUUGCGAAAAUUUGAAUAAGCAUCUUGAAUUUAGUCGAAAGAAAAGUAAAUUCCAUAAAAUAUUAUUUGAAACACAUAUAAUAUUUUUUAAACUUUAAAACUAUCUUUUCUCCCUUCGUGUACAUGGAACGCUUUUAUGCAAUGCACAAUUUGCAUAUUGUUGUGCGGCGGCUCUGGUGAAUGUUAGAAUUUAACGAUUUAAAAAUGAAUAAGUAAGUGAAAAAGUAAUAAACCUUUCGAGAAAGAUUUUACUUGAAACAAUCUUGAGCGUAACAAAUGAUUGAACGGAAUAUGCAUUAUUCGUAUGAGAUAUAAACAAAUGUAAGAGAGGAACUUAAUCAUAUUUAAAAUAGCAUCUUACCAUCCAAGCCACGUAACAUGCAAAUACAGUAAUCGAUCGGAAUUUAUUUCAAAACGAGAAUAACAUGUUAUGAUCAGAGAGAACACUAUUAGAAAAACUACCACGUUCUUUUUACAUUUAACUAUGUAUAUUCUUUACUCUCUACUAUAACAAACUCGCAUUCCAUUUAGUCAUUUUGUUACAUUCAUGAAAAAGGUUCGAUAACUAUUGUCGAAAUAUUGUGUAUCGUCAACAUGUCGUCAACGUGUGUGAUCGAAGAUUAUGAAAAAUGAGCUAUAAUGGAUCGUAAACAUUGCGUUAUUUCCUACAAAAUAGCACAAUUUAAGCAGCAAGACGAAGAAACGAAAAGAUAGGAGAAACACUGAAGGGAUAUUUAUUUUAUAAGUACAAAUUUGACUGGAAGAUUUUGUUCUAAGAUGAAAGAAUUGAUUUCAGGACCGAUUCUUGAAAUGCGUUAAUAAUUGGAUGGUGUAUUCAAGAAAUAAAUACCAGCUAUUUAGAGAUAACAUUAAAUACAAUAAUGCCAUCUAUAUAGAGACAUUAUGUAGAAAAAAAAGAAGGAGAGAGACAGGAAAAGAUAGAGCAAUGAUUUUAUACGAGCUCCUGUUGUCCGGUUACUCUCGUUCCCUUGAUUCGUAUUAUUUGCCCUUAAGUUUGAAGUAUUAAUUACUUCCAUAAAGAUACGAAUCGUAUGUAUGUACAAUUGUAAUCGAGAUUAAAAUAUAAUACAUAAUUUAUUAA
Molecule: messenger RNA, 8616 nt
Organism: Cataglyphis hispanica
Lineage: Eukaryota; Metazoa; Arthropoda; Insecta; Hymenoptera; Formicidae
Product: pleckstrin homology domain-containing family G member 5-like
Exons: 18
Coding region: 3789-6611 (940 amino acids)
Biological process (GO): Rho protein signal transduction; endothelial cell migration
Cellular component (GO): axon; plasma membrane; endocytic vesicle
Molecular function (GO): guanyl-nucleotide exchange factor activity
Source: RefSeq, a predicted model, not a curated record